Blepharisma stoltei is the source of this 1494-nucleotide messenger RNA. The record is from the annotation of a GenBank genome assembly. Lineage: Eukaryota; Ciliophora; Heterotrichea; Heterotrichida; Blepharismidae.
AUGACGACAACUGAUGGGGGGAUAAAUAAAAUGGUGUUUUAGCCCGGCCAUUGCUUCCCGAUGCAGCCUCAAGCACAUUUUAUUUAUAUUGGCAAGUUUUGCCAACCAGAAAUGGACAGUUUUGAUAGUAAGCAAUUCUGGUAAUGCACAGAGAUUAGCUCUAGUCCGCUUUCGGGAUUAGAUUUUACCUCGAGGGAAAGGAGGAUUCAUAGUUGGAAAGGAGAAGCGUAGCAAAGUCUACAGUCAAUACCUAGACUAAAUCGGGAACCCCUAGCGUAAAAUUGAGUUACGCGCUGGGCUUUGUGGAAAACCCCUAGCGUAAAACUGAGUAACGCGUUGGGCUUUGAAUUUUUCCUUUUUGCAGAGAGUCAACCAGAAAUCCCCAUUUUUUGGGAUUUUGGCGUGGGCAGCCUUCGUGUGCACAAGCAGCAAGCCGCAGAAGUCCUUAGUUUUCCCUCUUAGCACUGGAGCUGACAAGGCAAGAAGGAGAUGAAGACACUACUUCACAGGUGUCAUGGCGUCAGACGGUGAAGAAGAGGAAGGGUGGUGCUCGGCACUAUUCUCGCCAGAUUAUUUAUUCAAACUCAGAAAAGUUCUCCUGUUGAUUUUGCAAAGAGGGUAUCCCCUAGGAGAUCCUUGGUGACUGCAUAACCAAUAGGCAAGCAAGCCAAGACCACUAAAUUAAGUUUAACGACAAUUGAUGAGAAAAAGGUGAAUAGUAAACUAAUUAAUAUUAUGGGAGUAUCACACACAAAAGCAAGCGAAAUUCCACAGCUAAGGGCAAAGUGUCUAAUAGUUGGGCAGCAGCAAGUUGGAAAAACUUGCUUUGUCCAAAGAUACAACAAUGAAGAAUUCAACAACGACUACAGUCCUACAUUAGGCUGCAACCUAAAGACCUUUUCAAUUGACUAUUACGGUUUACUAGUUCAGCUUCUAGUCAUGGACUCUUUAUCUGACAUGGACUUGCAGCUCGAAUGCCGUCUAAAAUCAAUCAAAAACGCUGACUCCAUUGCAUUAGCCUUUGAUCUCUCCAAUUUUGCCUCCUGCCAAGACAUUUCUUCUAAAAUCGAUUUAUUCAAAAAAAACGAAUACAGAAACAAAGAAUUACUUUUAAUAGGCACUAAAGCAGACAAAGAAAAUCUUGAAGUCAGCUCUGAUGACAUACAAAAAAUUAUUGAUACAGAAAACGAAAUUAAAAUUUCUUAUAUUGAGACCUCAGCGAAAAAUGGCUUAAAUAUUGCAGCUGCAUUUAUGAAGGUCGUCGAAAUUAGUGUGGGAAUGCAAACUUUGAAUUGGGAAAGGCGGAAGAAUUUUUUGUGAAUUGCGAAAAAAAUAAUGCCACCGACUGAUGAAGAAGACGGAGGGAGAAAUCUUUAUUGGGCAAACCUCUGUGAAGCGAUACCUAAUAUGAUUUCGAAGAAGGGCAAAAAAAGAGAGCUGCCACUUUAUAGGAUUCCUCCAGAGUUAAUUCCUAAAAUUGCAGAAUAUUUGUAA